Molecule: messenger RNA, 2853 nt
Organism: Alnus glutinosa
Lineage: Eukaryota; Viridiplantae; Streptophyta; Magnoliopsida; Fagales; Betulaceae
Product: receptor-like protein 6
Exons: 2
Coding region: 1-2853 (950 amino acids)
Molecular function (GO): protein binding
Source: RefSeq, a predicted model, not a curated record
AUGACGGGCGUGUUAUUGGUCUUGACCUGGCAUCUCCAGAGCUUGAGUUUGGCUUAUAACAACUUCAACAGUUAUCCCAUUCCAUCAAAGUUUCAGAAGCUGUCGAAUUUGAGGUAUUUGAAUCUAUCAAAUGCUGGUUUUGCAGGGCAGAUUCCUAUUGCUAUUUCGCAUUUGACAAAGUUGGUUACUCUUGAUUUAUCUAUCAAUUCUGACUUCUUCGAAACUGUUCCUUCCCUGACACUUGAGAAUCCAAAUUUAAAUAUUCUCGUUCAGAACCUUUCGGAGCUUAUCGAACUUUAUCUUGAUGGUAUAGCUAUAUCAACGCAAGGUAAGGAGUGGUGUCGUGUCUUAUCAACUUCGAUGCCAAAUUUGAGAGUGUUGAGCUUGUCAAACUGCAAUCUUUCAGGCCCUAUUGAUUCCUCGUUACAGAAUCUUAAGUCCCUCUCAGUUAUUCGGUUGAAUGGUAACGACUUUUCUUCUCCAGUUCCAAAUUUUUUUGCAGAUUUCAAAAAUCUGACAUCUUUGGAAGUCUCCUCUUCUGGUUUGAAUGGAAAGUUUCCAAAAAAGAUUUUCCAAGUUCCAACACUACAAACGAUCGACUUAUCAUACAAUGACCUGCGAGGUUCUUUGCCAGAAUUUUCUCCAAAUGUAUCUCUUCGAACCAUGGUUCUCAACUAUACAGGAUUUUCAGGGUCAUUGCCACACUCUAUUGGCAAUCUUAAAAUGUUGUCAACAAUAGAUCUUUCGAAUUGCAAUUUCAGAGGAUCAAUUCCAGACUCAAUGGCGAGCCUCACACAAUUGAUCUAUUUGGACAUGUCAUUGAACAUGUUUAGUGGAUCAAUUCCGAUAUUUAGCAUGGCCAAGAAUUUGACCAACCUAGACCUUUCUUUCAAUAAUCUUAUUGGUCAGAUUACUUCAACUCACUGGGAAGAACUUCUGCAUCUAGAGAUUCUUGAUUUAAGUUACAAUUCAUUAAACGGGGAUAUUCCAGUUUCAUUGUUUCCCCUCCCAUCAUUGCAGGCAUUACGAUUAUCCAAUAACCAAUUUUCUGGGCAACUCAAGGAAUUUUCCAACAUUUCUCCUAACAAACUAGAAGAGCUUGAUUUGAGCAAUAACGAGUUGGAAGGGCCAAUACCCACAUCUAUCUUUCAACUUCGAGGUCUUGUAAUCCUCCUUCUUUCUUCAAACAACUUUGAUGGCUCCAAUUUGUUCGUUGAAUAUAGUGGAUUUAACCUUUCAUCUUCCCACGUUCCCCAAAUUGCUUGGUUAGGCUUGGCUUCUAGCAAGUUGAAAAAAAUUCCUAAUUUCUGUAGAAACCAAUCCAUGUUAUACUCUUUAGACCUUUCGAGGAACCAGAUAUAUGGAGAGAUGCCUAAUUGGAUCUGGAAACUUCCCCAACUUAGAUUUCUAAAUCUCUCUUAUAACUACUUGGUCACUCUCGAAGGACCUAUUUCCAAUCUCUCUUUUAUUGCGAGAUCUCUAGACUUUCGAUCCAACCAGUUCCAAGGCCAACUCCCAGUUGUCCCACCUGUCAGCUACUUGGAUUUCUCCAUGAAUGAUUUUCAUUCUGCCUUACCAGCUAGCAUCGGUCAGUCCCUUGAAUCCACACAAUUCUUUUCUAUUUCAAGUAAUAAAUUAUAUGGGAGUAUCCCUGGAUUCAUAUGCAACGCUACAUAUCUUCGAUUUCUCGAUCUGUCUGAUAAUUACUUCAGUGGCACAAUUCCCCAAUGCUUGAUUGAGAUGAGUGGGUCUCUUCUUCAGGUAUUGAGUCUAAGGAGAAACAAUCUCAAUGGUACAAUUCCUAAUACUUUUCCACAGUCUUGUUAUUUACAAACUUUAGCUAUCAAUAAAAACCAUCUAGAGGGAAAGUUACCGAAAUCUCUGAAGAAUUGCCAUUCAUUGGAGGUCUUGGACAUUGGGAACAACCACAUCAAGGACACCUUCCCAUUUUACUUGAAUGGAUUAGCCCUAUUGAAGGUUCUUAUUUUGCGAUCUAACAAAUUUUAUGGGCCCAUUGAUCAUCCAGAGCUUGCCCCUUGGCCGAUGCUUCAAAUCAUAGAUGUAGCUUCAAACAAUUUUACCGGUAACCUUCCAAUAGUACUCCUUUCUACUUGGGUGGCAGUGAUGGAUCAUGCACAUGAGGCCAAAACUAAACUCAAUCACAUCCAUGUUCAAAUUGGUACUUUUUACUAUCAAGAUAAAGUAACAGUUAUUAGCAAGGGUUUAGAGGUGGAGCUAGUGAAGAUCCUAACUAUUUUCACCACCAUUGAUUUUUCUUGCAACAACUUUGAUGGUCCUAUACCUGAAGAAAUUGGAGAAUUCACAUUGUUAUAUAUUCUUAACUUGUCGCAUAAUGCUCUCAUGGGCCAAAUCCCAUCAUCUUUGGGGAAAUUGAGUAAUCUUGAGUCACUAGACUUGUCAAGCAACAUGCUUACUGGAGAGAUUCCUAUGCAACUCGCCAAUGGUCUUAUUUUCCUUUCGGUCCUCAACCUUUCGUUUAACCAAUUGGUGGGACAUAUUCCAUUUAUCAAGCAAUUCUCUACAUUUUCAGAAAAUUCCUUCAAAGGAAACGAAAGAUUAUGUGGUUUGCCUUUGAAAUCACAGUGCUCACAUGAGGAGCCACGAUUGUCACCUCCAACGCAUGAAGAAUCUAAUAGGAGUAUGAUCAAGUGGAAUUACAUAAGUGCUGAACUGGGAUUUGUUUUUGGGUUUGGAAUUGUAAUGGGGCCCCUUAUGUUUUGGAAGAGGUGGAGGAUAUGGUAUUACAAACAUGUUGAUGACAUUCUUUUCAAGAUCUUCCCUAAACUGUAUCUUGGAAAUGAAUAUCGUCGAAGACCAGCACUCAACAAUUAG